GGGGGUGGGGUCACAAUGAGGGGAUCCCCCUCCCAGAACUGGGGGGAGAACCCAGGAGUCCUGGCUCCCAGCCCCGCUCCCCGCCCAGGGAGGGGCCGGGCUCUGGGGGUGGGGUCUGACUCCGGAUUAUGUCACAGUCUCUGCAGCCGCAGUGGGGAGCGGAGCGGCUCGGGCGCAGGUGCACGGAGCGACCCAGGCGCCCCCAGCCAGCGCGGCCGGAUUGAGCGGCCCCAGCCGGCGGGGAGGAUGGCUCCCACGUGGGGCCGGCUGCUCCGGCUCUGGCCUCUCCUGCUGGGCCUGGCCCAGGCCCUCACCAUCCCCAAGGAGUAUGAGAUGCACAACCUGAGGCAGCCCCCAGAGAUGACUGAGCAGCUCGUGGAGAAGCUGGUCGUGUUCCCCAGCGACGACAUUGUCCUGCGGUGCGAGGCCACCGGGAACCCCCCUGUCACGUUCCGCUGGACGAAGGAUGGGCACUGGUUCGACCCGCGCCGGGAGGCCGGGGUGACGGUCAUCGAGGGCUCAGGGACGCUGUACAUCGUCAACAGCAACGCGGGGUGGUACCAGGGCGUGUAUCGGUGUUAUGCCAGCAAUGAGCUGGGCACGGCCAUGGGCCCCGAGAUCCAAGUCAUCGCUGACAGUACCCCCCAGUGGCCCAAGGAGAAGGUGUCGCCGGUGGAAGUGGAGGAAGGGGAAUCCGUGGUCCUGCCCUGCAACCCCCCCGCCAGCGCCAUGCCCCCCAAAAUCUACUGGCUAAACAGCCGGAUCGUGCACAUCGCGCAGGACGAGCGGGUCACCGUGGGGCAGGACGGGUACUUGUACUUCGCCAACGUGCGGGGCUCGGACAGUCACCCCGACUACAUCUGCCACGCACACUACCUGGGCCCCCGCACCAUCAUCCAGAAGGAGCCACUCGAGCUGCGGGUCCGGCCCACCAACUCAGUGAAGUUUCGCCAGCCCCGGCUCAUGAUGCCACCUGGGGAGACCAGCUCCCACCUCGCCCUGCGGGGGUCCAGCCUGGCCCUGGAGUGCAUCGCGGAGGGCUUCCCUACGCCCACUGUGGAGUGGGUCCGUCUGAACGGCCGCCUGCCCGCGGAGCGUGUGGCCCUGGAGAACUCCCGGAAAACCCUGCGGAUCCGGGACGUGGUGGAGGAGGACGACGGGGAGUAUCAGUGUAUCGCCCGCAACACCCAGGGCACCACCCGUCACAGCUACACCGUCACCGUGGAAGCUGCCCCCUACUGGGCUCAGAAGCCCCACAGCCGGGUGUACGGCCCCGGGGAGAACGUUCGGCUCGACUGCUCCGUCUACGGGAAACCCAAACCCCUGGUGUCCUGGAGGAUCAACGGCGUCCCCUGGGCAGAGCUGCAGCCAGACCCGGCACGGACGCUGCGCUCGGGGGCCCUGAUCCUGAGCCAGGUGACGCCCAACGACUCGCUGGUGGCGCAGUGCGAGGCCAUGAACCACCAUGGCCGCCUGCUGGCCAACGCCUACGUCUACGUCAUCCAGCUCCCAGUGAAGAUCCUGACCCCGGACGAGCAACGCUACACCGUGGUGGAGAACCAGACGGCGUCUCUGCACUGCCAGACCUUCGGGGCGCCCGUGCCCAGCGUGGACUGGUUCACGAGCAGUUGGAAGCGCUGCGACGAACGCGCCUUCGGCACCACACAACGGCACCUUGCGGCUGAGCCAGGACCCAGCGCCAGGACACCGGUGCCUACGUGUGCCUGGCCCAGAACGACCAGAACAAUGUCACCUCCGCGCCUGGUCGAGGUCAAAGCUGCGACACGGAUCGAGCUGGGCCCCCAAAGCGCCGUGGUGAAGAAAUCCAGCAACGUGACCUUCCAGUGCCUGGCGCGGUUCGACGAGACGCUGCAGGAACACGGGGUCGAGUGGCGGCGGGACGGGCACCCCAUCCAAGAGUCAGACGACAGCGACAAGUACACCAUCGAGCCCGGCUGGCUGCGGAUUUCCAGCGUGGACUACCCAGACCAGGGCGUGUACAGCUGCCGAGCCCACACGGUGCUGGACGCGGUGGAGGAAAGCGCCGAGCUGCGGGUGGUGGGCCGCCCCGGGCCGGUGUCGGAGCUGCAGGUGUCGGAGCAGCAGGAGCACCGGGUGAAGCUGAGCUGGACCCCAGGGGACGAUCACAACAGCCCCGUUGAGAAGUUCGUGGUGGAGGCAGAGGACGGGCUCCGGGACCCCGGCACCUGGCGGGACGUCAGCACCGUCCCGGCCACCAGCCCUGGGCCCGGCUGCACCUGGCCCCCUACGGCGAGUUUCGGUUUCCGUCCGCGCGGCCAAUCGGUACGGACGGGGGCGAGCCCAGCGCCACCUACACCCCUGUUCACACAGCCAGGCGGCCCUGAGCGCUACCCGAAGGGGUGGGGCGAAGGAACGAGACCAGCAACAUGCUCAUCACCUGGAAGCAUCCCGCACCCUGGCCACAGCCUGUUUGGCUCGCGCUCCCCGUCAGCCUCUGCCUGGCCCUACGGCUUUGCCGGGCCCCUGACCAUGGCUAUGGCGUGUCACCCUCCGGGGAGGCCCCUGAACAAGUCGGACUGGAACGCCCCCGAGCUGAGCUACCGGGUGCAGUGGAGGCGGCUGGGCCUAGAGGAGCGCUGGAGUGAGGAGACAGUCAGCGCCCCCCCCCUUGCUGGUAACGGAACCCCCACCUUUGUGCCCUACGAAAUCAAGGUGCAGGCCGUGAACCCCACUGGCAAGGGGCCCGAGCCCCCCACCGUGGUGGGGUACUCCGGAGAGGACGUGCCCCUGGUGAACCCCGAGAACGUGGGGGUGGAACUAUUCAACAGCACCAGUGUCCUCGUCAGCUGGAGCCUGCCCAACAGAGACAAGCUGCGGGGUCACCUCCGGGGGUUCAGGGUGUUUUACUGGCGGCUGGGCAGUGUGGGGGAGCGGAACCGGCGCCAGGCCCGGGCCCAGCUGCUGGUGCUGACGCUGGAGGGGGAGGUGUUGCAGGCCAGGCUGGGGGGGCUGCGCCCCUGGAGCUUGUACCGCCUCUACGUUGUCGUGUUUAACGGGCACAGCGAUGGGCCCCACAGUGAGGACGUUGACUUCAGCACCCCCGAGGGAGUGCCCAGCCCCCCCGGCUCGCUGCUCCUGGAGCGGGUGUCGGACACGGCGCUGGCUCUGGAGUGACGCCCCCCGGUUCCCAAUGGGGCGCUGACCGAGUACCUGCUGCAGUACCGGCAGGUGAACGGGUCGGAGCUGGGCCCCCUGCACGAAAUGUCCAUCCCGUCUCCCAGCGGACGUGAGCUGGCCCGGCUGGACCCGGGGCAGGUACGGUUCCACCUGCGGGCGCUGACCCGGGCCGGCCAGGGCGAGCCGCUGGUGCAGGAGGGUGGCACCGUGCCAGAGCCAGUGCUCCCCACUUUGGACAACAUCAGCAUCUCGGGGUGGGGCCUGAUUUCACCGUCAUCACCUGGGUCCGAGCGGCACCAGGCCAACGUGGAGUUCGAGAUUCAGUUCAUGAGCAAGACCACGGCCGAGCCCUGGCGAACUUCCGGCCAGGCGAACUCCACCCACGGCUCCUACCGGCUCCUCAACCUGCGACCCGGCACCUCCUACCGCGUCCAGUUCGUGGGGCGCGACCCCUCAGGGGGCAACGUCUCCUUCUGGGAGAGCGAGGUGGAGACCGACGGCAAGCUGCUGACGACCGACCAGCGCAGCUUUGCCACCGAGGGCUGGUUCAUCGGCUUCAUCUGUGCUGUGGUCCUGCUGCUGCUGGUCCUGCUGACCCUCUGCUUCCUCAAGCGCAGCAAGGGAGGGAAGUACUCGGUGAAGGACAAGGAGGACACGCAGGUCGACUCUGAAGCUCGACCCAUGAAGGACGAGACAUUCGGGGAGUACAGAUCCCUGGAGAGCGAGAAGGAGGAGAAGCCGUUCGGCAGCAGCCAGCCCUCGCUCGACGGGGCCGUCCCGGCGCUGGGCAGUGACGACAGCCUGGCCGACUACGGGGGCAGCGACGACGUGCAGUUCAACGAGGACGGAUCCUUCAUCGGCCAGUACAGCAGCCACACGGGCAAGGAGGCGGCCAGCAAUGACAGCUCGGGGGCCACCAGCCCCACCAAUGCCACGGCCGCCCUGGAGUAGGGGCGACCCAGAGCCCCCCUUGGGGAAUAGGGGAGCCCCUUCCUGCCCCGUGGGGAUUGGGGGGCUGUACCCCCACCUCCUCCCCCAUCCCCAAAUCACGGAGGGGGAAUUCCUGUUAGCUUCCCCCCUCCUGCCCCCAGUACAUUAGGGGGGUAAUUUAAGGGGAUCCUGCCUUAGCUCCCCCAAAUGUCAAUACCCCCCCAAACAGGGAAGCUGGAAUUUUCUCUCCACUCCCCUCCCCGAAGCAUCAUUUAUCUUCUGCAUGUGACGGGCCAAAACAUUUGGGGGAGGUGAGGGAUUAAUGGGGUGAGGGGCUGGAAGGGGGCAGGGCUGGGGGGCUCUGUACCCAGGAUUAAUAUUUGCCAAAAAAUAGACCCUCCCCCCGCAUCUCUCCAUGUUUUAAUCAUUCUGGGCUCAGCCUCUGCCCUGCCCCUGGGAGUGAGACCAAGAAGUCAAGGCGGGGGCAGGAAGCCCGGACUCCUGGGUUCCAUCCCUAGCCCUUUCCCCAUGUUUAGGCCAGUUGGCUUCCUUUAAGCUGGGGGCGUAGGGGGGACUGACCAUUUCCCCCUAAUUCUGCUCAGUUCCCUCCCCCACUUCCUUUGCAUAUAAUGGGGGGGGGCUGUUCAUACCUCACCAGGGUCCUGGGAUUCCCCUGCCCCUCCCUUGCCAAUGCUGAGAGCUCCCCACAGGAGGGUUCCCCGCCCCCCCCACAAAUUCACCUCUGCCACCCACUCCCUGGACUCUCUGCGGGGGGCCGGCAUCACCAUUUCACCCCCUCGAAAGGGAACUGCCCCGCCCCGCUUUUCUCACACAGCUGCCUUUGCAACCACCUUUCUCAAGCCAAGUGGCCUCUUGUUCUCUCUGUGCCCCCCCCCGGAUCUCCCCUCCCCAUCCUCCAUCAGGGUCUCAGCUUUGCUGUGUGUCCCCCUGACCCCCCCUUUUUUUUGCAUAAAACAGAUUUUAAAAAACAUUUUAAAAUGCCCCCCCCGGCUGGGUGGCGACCUGGCCGGGAGCUGCCCUGUGUAGAUAGGUGCCCCCCCUGUUCGCUGGGUCGUCGUGUAGCCGUGGUCUGGGGCCUGCUGUGUGCUGUGGGGUAGUCGUGGCUUCGCGUUCCAUAUUCAACAAGAAAAGGGGAAAAAAACUUUAUAAAAAAGUCCCCUCCCAAAAUCCCAUCCCUGGGGCCCGCUAAGGCCAUGCGGCCCCCCACCCCCACCCCGUGUCCUCCCCCUCGUCGGCUGUCACUAGCGUCUUGAUUGAUGGCUUUUUUAUAUCUAUACUGUACAGACCGAACCGAGUUCGAAACCUGGUGGAAUAAAACCUGAAACCUGG
This is a messenger RNA of Dermochelys coriacea (leatherback sea turtle), 5439 nucleotides long. RefSeq names its product L1 cell adhesion molecule (gene L1CAM). NCBI's taxonomy places the organism in Eukaryota, Metazoa, Chordata, Testudines, Dermochelyidae. Gene Ontology annotation, cellular component: axon; plasma membrane. The record is from RefSeq and is a predicted model, not a curated record. Gene Ontology annotation, biological process: axon guidance; dendrite self-avoidance; homophilic cell-cell adhesion. Gene Ontology annotation, molecular function: cell-cell adhesion mediator activity.